This is a messenger RNA of Haliotis rubra (blacklip abalone), 2895 nucleotides long. Its product is annotated as importin-13-like. Gene Ontology annotation, cellular component: nuclear membrane; cytoplasm. The record is from RefSeq and is a predicted model, not a curated record. NCBI's taxonomy places the organism in Eukaryota, Metazoa, Mollusca, Gastropoda, Lepetellida, Haliotidae. Gene Ontology annotation, molecular function: small GTPase binding. Gene Ontology annotation, biological process: protein import into nucleus.
CCUGUCAGACAGAUUAAUUUCAUGUUCAUUGAUUCCAAGCUGCAAAUAGUCAGAUAGUCAGCAAGAUGGAAUUCUCUGCUGCAAAUGUGGAGCAGGCAGUACAGCAGUUUUACUGCAAUGCUCAUCUGCAGCAAGAAGUUCAUCAGUGGCUCAACUCUGCACAGAUCUCAGCUGAAGCCUGGUCAUUUUGUUUUGAACUUUUGGCACCAGAAAAGGGUCCAGAAGUUCAGUUCUUUGGCGCCAGUAGUCUCCAUGCAAAGAUUUCCAGAUACUGGCAUGAAGUCCCAUCCAACCAGUAUCUCACACUAAAACAGAAGCUGUUAGAGAAGAUCAUACAGUUUGCUGACGGCCCCAAGAUGAUCUUAACAAGGUUAUGCGUUGCUUUGUCGUCGUACAUCAUGCAGACGGCCCCUGAAUCCUGGUCUGAUCCCGUAGAGGAUCUCAUCACCACAUUUCAGAGGGAAGAUGUCCCCAAUAUUUCAAGUUUCCAAAGGUGCCAAAUCUUGUUGGAUAUUUUAACAGUAAUUCCAGAGGAGUUUUUUGGAGCAAACCUGAGCCAACAAAGAAGGAUGACCCUGAGGUCAGAGUUCCAGAAGGGCCUUUUACGUGUGUUACCCCUCCUGCAAGAGCUGCUGAAUCCCCACUCCCCCACCCAAGUGUAUGCAGGUGCCCUGAAGUGUUUCUCCAGCUGGGUGGACUCCGGCAUCCCCAUCAUCGAGAGUGAGACAAUCAUCCUCCAAGUGUUUCAGUCCAUCCACAACCAGGAGCUGUUUGAGACAGCAGUUGAGACACUGUCCACCGUCUUCUCCCACCCAGAAUCAUACAGGUUUCCCUACACAAUUCAGAAGUUGCUGCCAAACAUAUUGAACCUUCAAGACAUGAUGAAGAAGGUCAUUGACGAGAAAGACAUGGAAACAACGCAUGGCCUGUGUCGGAUCGUCAUGUCAUUAGCUGAGACACACACCAAGUUGAUAGUCGAAUCCUCUCUUGGAGAGAACCAGCAACAUAAGAACAAUGUCAACGAGCUCAUUCAGAUGGUGCUGAGGUUCACGUCCCUCCCCGGACACUACCCUGUGGAUGAAGCCUGCAGUGACCUAUCUUUCACGUUCUGGUACAUACUACAGGACGAGCUUCAGGCUCUUGAUGCAAGUCAGUUCCGCAUCCUGCAGCCGAUCUUCCACCGUAUCUACUUCUCGCUGAUGGAGGUGUUGCUGACCAAAGUCCAGUACCCCAAUGACCAGGAGUAUGAGAGCUGGUCCAGCGAAGAGAAAGAGCAGUUUCGCUGCUACAGGCAGGACAUUGGAGACACGAUGAUGUAUGCCUUUAACAUCCUGAGAGAGCCUCUGAUUGGCUAUCUGUGCAAUAUAUUGAAGAAUCUCCUUCAGUCGCAAGAUUUACGCUGGCAGACUCUAGAAGCUAUGUUUUUCCUGUUUGGUUCUGUUGCUGAAAGUGUAGAUUUAGAAGAAACUGUGUAUUUACCGAUGUUACUCGAGAUGCUUCCCAGGGUGCCGUUCAACAACAUCAAGUUGAUAUCGACAGCUCUCUACAUGAUAGGCUCUUUCGGGGAGUGGAUGAACUGCCACCCCGACAGCCUGGGGUGUGUCAUCCCCCUCAUCCUGCAGGGUCUCGGCAACAGUGAGGUUGCCACAGCGGCAACAAUGGCACUCAAAGAUGUCACGAGAGAAAACCUAGAUCACAUACAUCCCUUCGCCCACAACAUCCUGGUGGCAAGUCAGGGCAACAUCCUCGUCGAAUCAUCGAAGGCCAGCAGUACUUUCGCAGCCGAGAUUGUUCCAGUUGCAGAGUUGGGCCUUUUUGAUGAUGAAGAUCCGAUCAUCAUUCCAGAUCAGCCGACUGCCGUUACCAAGGCCAACCUGAUUCUGAAAGUGAACCUGUUGAGCUGGUUGUUUGCCUCCCUGGACACAGAGCGAGACCAUGAUGGAGAAGACAGCUCGCCUGAGAAACAAAAACCCAAUGCAGACCAACCUAAACCUGUUUAUGUCAUCUUGCAGCAAGUGCUUCCAAUGAUCAAAGUCAUGGUGUCAAAAUGGUUGGUUGAUCCUGCAAUCGUAGAGGCAGUGUGUGAGCUGUUCAAGAAGGCCCUGCGCACUCUCAUGGAGGACUUCUCACCCAUGUCUCAGGAUGUUGCCCAGAUGACCAUUGAGAUGUACCAGGCUGUGCCCCAUCCCUCUCUCUUGGAUCUUGUCAGACAGAUGAUCCUGCUGUUUGGGACGGACCGCAACUUCCUACAGUUCACCAAGGUGCUGCUGAGCACCAUCAUCAAUAAGACACUGCUCAUGUACCAGGAUGUGCAGGUACUGAGGGCAAAUUCUGAUGUGAUAGAAAACUUUAUGACAUUACUGUCUCAGGUGAUGAAGAAGACUCAGCACUUGAUGACAGAUGGUAGCUGUAACCUGUCAGGUCUAUUCCAUGCAGGGAUCAUUGGAAUGGGAAUGCCGGAACAUGGAAGUGUUAAGAGUUCCUGCUCUUUUCUGGUGGAAUUCCUCCAUGUGGGAUAUGAAGUAAAAACAAUCAAGGAUGUCAUUGAGACCAGCGGCCAACUGCUAGUUGACAGGAUUCUCAGGGCAAUAGGAGGAGAGUCACCGAGAGGGGUGAUAGAGAAAUCCGACGUACUUCUUGCUCUCAACAAGUACCACUUCCCCCAUCUGACAGUCUGGCUGACAGAAAUUAUCAACAAGGAGGGCUACCCCUCGAUCAGGGCUACCAAGAAGGACAGGGAGAAAUUUGUCAAGAAUAUUCUCAGGGAGAAAGUUAACAAGCGGAAAGUACGAGAUUUGGUGAAGGAGUUCACGCUGCUAUGUCGAGGUCUGCUGGGAACGGAGUAUGCCGCCCAGGCUGCAGCGUUGAUAUAAACCCCAUCCAGAUGAUAUAUAC